Opisthorchis viverrini is the source of this 714-nucleotide messenger RNA. RefSeq lists its product as hypothetical. Gene Ontology annotation, molecular function: protein binding. The transcript has 3 exons. NCBI's taxonomy places the organism in Eukaryota, Metazoa, Platyhelminthes, Trematoda, Opisthorchiida, Opisthorchiidae. Bases 1 to 714 code for a protein of 237 amino acids. The record is from RefSeq and is a predicted model, not a curated record.
AUGCAAGGCUUCAGCAAGAGAUGUCGGUCGCCAAGUUUGAUAAACUAUAACGUCGAUCAGAUUUGUGGAGAUGAUGCUGAGGAUGACACUGAUACAAACGCCUCCCGACAACCAUCGGGAUCCUCGCCAGUCUUGCUCACUCCCUAUGGAGGACCGGGUGAGCCGAACCCGGAUUCCUUCACGAGAACAGCACAGUCCACCGGUCCGAACUCUAGAGAGCGCAACUCUGUACGUGUCAGUCGACAUCAAUUGCAGGCUGCAAUCGCUCAGGCUCAAGGUCUCCUUAGUGGUAGUGGCUUACACAUACCACCACCCUCCUCUUCGCAGGUGGCGACUGGUCAGAUUCCAGAACCGGGCCUUUUUAGACACAAUUCAGUCAUUACUGCUUCUCCACGUUUCUCUACGCAGGUUAGCGGUAGUUCUACGUCUCCGACCACAAACUCUGCCACUCCGCGGAUCACGGCAAGCGCAUUGUCACAAGCUCUCGCAUCCGUGCCAUCCCUCACUGCCCGUCAGAACCUCCCAACCACUUCCUCAUCAUCCACCGCUGCUUCACACACAGCUGAAUCCAUCGCUGUUCAUACUGAAAAUCGGUGGGCGACGCAGUUAGCUCAGCUGGCUGAAAUGGGCGUCACAGAUGAGCUGGCUGCUAGACAAGCUCUUGAGGCAACCAACGGUGAUAUUGCAAUGGCUGUGCAACUGUUAUUCGGUUGA